ACAAGAGCAGAACUGAACAAGGAAACCACCAUUUAAUCAAAGAGCCGGUGUCCUGCCUCCAUGCUGCCUCUCCUGCUGGUCACCCUCUUCCCUCUCUCCUCCUGCUUCUCGGCAGGAGGAGGCAGCCCCCUCAGCGAAGGCCUGUGGUUGCUGAAGACCGAGUUUGCCCUUCACCUCUACCGGAGUGCAGCAGCACAGAGAAACGGGACCAACUUUGUCAUCUCACCUGCCAGUGUGUCCCUCUCCCUAGAGAUCCUGCAGUUUGGAGCCCGGGGAAACACGGGCUGGGAGCUGGCAAGUGCCCUGGGAUAUACCGUUCAAGACCCGAGAGUGAGAGAGUUCCUGCACACUGUUUACACCAUGCUGCACAACUCCAGCCAAGGCAUCGGGAUGGAGCUGGCCUGCACUCUUCUCAUGCAAACCGGAACGCCUCUGUCUCCCUGCUUUGUGGAGCAGGUCUCCUGGUGGGCCAACAGCAGUCUGGCGCCAGCCAACUUUAGUGAGCCCACCAGCACCACCACGGAGGAGGUCUCGAGGGGCUCACCCAGGCAGAGCACAGGCGAGAGCCUGGGUAGCCCACAGUCGGGGGAGGCUGGCACCGUGUCUUCUUGGCUCUCCAUCGUGAGCACCAUGACCUUCCAAAGCACCUGGCAAAGGAGAUUCUCUUCCAUGGCCUUGCAGACCCUGCCUUUCACCUGUGCCCACGGCCUCGUCCUUCAAGUCCCCGCGAUGCAUCAGGUGGCAGAGGUCAGCUAUGGCCAGUUCCAGGAUGCUGCAGGCCACAGGAUAGACGUUCUGGAGCUGUUGUACCUGGGAAGAGCAGCCAGUUUGUUCCUGGUGGUUCCGCAAGACAAGGACACCCCUCUGGACUGCAUUGAGCCACACCUCACAGCCAGAGCUAUCCACCUCUGGGCCACCAGGCUGAAGAGAACCAGAAUGGAUGUGUUCCUCCCCAGGUUUCGGAUCCAAAAUCAGUUUGAUUUAAAAAGCAUUUUAAGAUCAUGGGGUAUCACUGAUCUUUUUGACCCACUCAAAGCUAACUUGAAAGGAAUUUCAGGCAAAGACAGCUUUUAUGUUUCUGAAGCAACCCACAAGGCCAAGAUGGAGCUUUCCGAGGAGGGCACCAGGUCAUCUGCAGCCACAGCUGUGUUGCUGCUGAGGAGGUCCCGGACUCCUGUUUUUAAAGCAGAUCGGCCCUUCAUCUUUCUUCUGAGAGAACAUAGCACAGGUACUGACUCUUUUAAAAAUUGGAUUCAGACAUUUAUCUUCCUCCUAACAAUCUAAUUUUACACAUCCAUUUUCAAAUUAUUUCUUCUAGUUCUUUCUAUGGUGUUUUCUUAGCAGCUGCUGUCUUACAUCCUGAGAAAGGGAAAUUAUUUCACAGAACAGAGGAACCUCUUUUUCCUUCAUGGCUUUUACUUUUCCAUUUUAUUUAUUUGUAGCUAGUGCUUUUUUUUUUUUGAGUAGAUUUCUACUCUAAAAACUUAAAAUCAUGAAAAUACAGGUCAAUCAAAUCUUGCCUUUCUUGUUAGAAAAGACUGUUUCUUCAGGUCAAGAUACAUAAUAGAAGUCACACAGAGUCUGCAGUAUUUUAGGGAUGCACACAUUUCUAUGUUGUUUGCUGGCCUUUCUCAAGUACUUUUCUGCACCACUACAGAAUAGUCUCAAUGCAAAAAUGGGAGGCACAGGUUAGCCUAGCUAGCACAACAGAAGGACAAGCAGGUAUCCCUAAAAUUCAGCAAAAUUGAAAAUGGACUUUGAAUUAUUAUUAUCCCUCAAAUUGUUCUCCUGCAAUAAUUAUUGGCCUCAGAAGGAAGCGAUUCUCAGUAAAGAGUUGUUGGCAAUUCUCAGUAGUGUUUAAAACAAUAUGGAACAAGAUUAAUACAAUCAGGCCAAGGUGAACCUACUUUAACUAAACAUCAGGCAUUACUUUUAUUUGGGGAAAAGAAAAAAAGAUACCAAAAGUUAGAAUGAAAAUUAGCAUAGUUUAACACAGAUUGUUAAAAGGAAAUAUUGUCAACAUCAUUUUAUCUGAGAAUCAUUUGUAUACUGCCAUAACUUGUGCUAGAAAUCAAAUGAACAUUUCACGACAAAAAGGAUGUAGGUAAUCAUUCCGUGGAAAAUAAUCUACUUGGGGAUCAUGACAAUGUCCACCUAGUAUUUCACCAUGGUCACCCCAACCCCAGUGACUGCGAAUAGACAAAAUGGCCCUGAUCACUCAGACCAGGCAGCAGAGAGUA
Microtus ochrogaster (prairie vole) is the source of this 2240-nucleotide messenger RNA. It is a transcript of the gene Serpine3, whose product is annotated as serpin family E member 3. The coding region runs from base 61 to 1284 and encodes 407 amino acids. The transcript is spliced from 8 exons. NCBI's taxonomy places the organism in Eukaryota, Metazoa, Chordata, Mammalia, Rodentia, Cricetidae. Gene Ontology annotation, molecular function: serine-type endopeptidase inhibitor activity. Gene Ontology annotation, biological process: negative regulation of endopeptidase activity. The record is from RefSeq and is a predicted model, not a curated record.